UGUCAAUAAUGUUAGGUAUGCCAUACGCAGACGCAGAAGCUGAGUGUUUAAAGUAUGCAUUACUUCCGGCUCUUUUGAGAACUCAAGAGGAAGCCAUUAUCGCAAAAAAUGCGCUAAAUACACAAAACACUGUGUCAGAAACGUUUUGGAUCGGAUUAACACUGAACGGAACCAAUUAUACCUGGAGCGAUGGAACACCAGCACUGUUUACAGACUGGAGUAUAAAUGAACCAGAUAAAUUGGACAUAGCGCAGUGUGUAAUUAUAGUCGGAAAAGAGUUCAAAUGGAACAGUACAAACUGCACUACAGAAGACAAUGUUCUCUGUCAAUAUCCAACAAACAAUAGAUUCCCGAUUUCAAACGAUAUUGAUCAGAUUGGUGACAGCACAACGACAACCAUUGGUGCAACUUAUCCAGAUACAUCAACAACUAUUAGUGCAACCUAUCCACCUAUAUCGACAUCGCGUGUUAACGCAGGGGACAUAACUCAGAGAAUUUUUCUAUUAAAUGGCUUAGACGUUGAACCUCAGAAUCAACCAUACCAUGUGACAAUAAGCCAAAGCAAAAUUCGUUGCGCAGACUAUUGUUUAACGGACCAUGUAUGUGCUGCGUUUGUAUUCAACGGAUGGCAAUGUUUACUGUACAACUCGUUUAAUUCAGGCUCAGUAAAUCAUGUUGCGGGUAGUGCAAUUUGGAAAUAAGAGCAAGCACCUUUCAUUCAUUUUCACUAAAAAACCAAAAAGGAAAUACACAUUGUCAGUGAAUUGGAUUCAAUAAGAACGACUUUAACUAGUACGUGUU
Mytilus trossulus (common blue mussel) is the source of this 801-nucleotide messenger RNA. RefSeq lists its product as uncharacterized. The transcript is spliced from 4 exons. The coding region runs from base 9 to 701 and encodes 230 amino acids. The record is from RefSeq and is a predicted model, not a curated record. NCBI's taxonomy places the organism in Eukaryota, Metazoa, Mollusca, Bivalvia, Mytilida, Mytilidae.